Messenger RNA from Rubroshorea leprosula, 999 nucleotides. The record is from the annotation of a GenBank genome assembly. Lineage: Eukaryota; Viridiplantae; Streptophyta; Magnoliopsida; Malvales; Dipterocarpaceae.
AAUCCAUCAGCCCCAGUAAGUGUCAAAGCUGGUCUCUGAAGCUGGCAUGGGAGUAAUAGCCAGCGGAGUUGUCAAGGGACAUGCUGAUCAUGUCUUAAUAUCUGGUCAUGAUGGGGGUACAGGAGCUUCACAGUGGACAGGCAUAAAAAAGGCCGGUCUACUAUGGGAGCUUGGUUUGGCUGAGACCCAUCAAACCCUAGUUGCUAAUGAUCUUUGUGGUCGCACGGCUCUGCAGACAGAUGGCCAGCUGAAAACAGGAAAAGACGUGGCAAUUGCUGCACUUCUUGGUGCUAAAGAGUUUGGCUUCAGUACUGCCCCACCAAUAACUCCUGGAGAACCUGAACAUGUGAUUAACUUUUUCUUUAUGCUAGCUGAGGAAGUGAGGGAAAUAAUGUCUCAGCUUGGUUUCCGCACUCUUAAUGAAAUGGUGGGUCGUUCAGACAUGCUUGAAGUUGAUAGUGAAGUUGUUAAGAAAGAUGAGAAGUUGGAAAACAUUGAUCUCUCCCUGUUGCUCAGACCUGCUGCUGACAUUCGACUGGAAGCUGCUCAGUAUUGCAUCCAGAAACAGGAUCAUGGCUUGGACAUGGCAUUGGAUCAACAGCUCAUUGAGCUAUCCAGUACAGUUCUAGAGAGAGGUCUUUCAGUGUACAUUGAAACACCUAUAUUCAAUGUGAACCGUGCUGUUGGAACAAUGCUUAGUCAUGAACUAACUAAGCGUUACCACCUGGCUGGGCUUGCUAAAGAUACCAUCCAUAUCAAACUCAAGGGAAGUGCUCGUCAGAGCCUUGUAGCUAUCCUUUUCCGUGGCAUUUUAUUGGAGCUUGAAGAUGAUAACAAUGACUAUGUGGGAAAAGGUUUAUCAGGUGGAAAAAUUGUUGUAUAUCAUCCAAGGGAAAGUCACUUUGAUCCAAAAGAAAACAUAGUAAUUGGUAACGUUGCUUUGUAUGUGUUGGAUACAUAAAAGAAGAAGAAUAAUUCGAAUAAAGAUUUAUUGCUUUC